UUUCGGACCUCAAUGGCUAUGCGGGUGUGGCUUAAAACUGCGUCAACAAAUGUCCGCACCGGAUAUGUUUAUGCGGAAACGCAAGGGAGAAGGGUCGAAACUCGAACGCAUUACCUCGACUCCUCGUGUGGCAUCAUCUCCUUCAACGCAUCGUGAUAGAAUCCAAAGCACUUAAAAGCAUACAACUCCUCCAGGUUAUGCUCCUCUCCACCUCCUUCAACAAGCUCUCCUUUAGAUUCCUCAGAGGCAUAUCAUCGUCCCUUCCCUUCGUCCUCCACCAGCAUCCCCCAACGUGUUCGACGAAAUGCCUCAACGAAAACUCCCACGACUCCAGGGAGGAAACUCUAAUUUCCUUGUUCAAAUCGUGCUCCACCAUGAGAGAACUCUCUCAGAUCCACGCCCAGAUCAUCUCCGCCGGUUUCGAUCAACACGUGUACGUGAUCGGUAGAUUAAUCUCGUUCUGCUGCGUGUCGGAGAACGGAUCGAUGGAUUACGCGUCUCUCGUGUUCGAACAAUUGAAUUGGCCGGAUGGGUUCUUGUACAACACCAUGAUUAGAGGAUUGGGGAGAGUCGAUAGAGACGAGGAUGCGCUGUUGUUCUUUAAAAGAAUGCGAGAGCGCGGUAAAGCCGCCGAUAACUUCACCUUCGCAUUCCUUCUCAAGAUUUGCGGGCACAUGACGGCCGUUGAAUUGGGUAGGCAGAUCCAUUGCUGCAUUGUGAAGCAUGGAUUGGAGUCGAAUGUAUAUGUUUGCAACACACUGAUCCAUAUGUAUGGAUUGUUUAGGGAGAUUAGCGCUGCGAGUCAGGUGUUUGAAGAAAUUACUAGUAGGGACUUGGUCUCGUGGAAUACACUCAUUGAUGUGUACGUGAGCUGCGGCGAGUACAAGGAGGCGUUGAGGAUGUUUCUUAGGAUGAGGAGAGAUGGUUUCAAUCCCGAUGAGGCUACGUUGGUUGUGACUCUCUCGGCGUGUUCGGAAUUGGGCGCUCUGGAUUUUGGAAGAUGGGUUCAUUCCAACACAAUCCACCAAACUGUAUCUGUUUCCAACUCUUUAAUCGAUAUGUACGCAAAGUGUGGAGCCAUCGAAAGCGCGCUUCGAGUGUUUGACAACAUGGCGAGCAGGAACAUCGUCUCGUGGAACUCGAUGAUACUAGGACUUGCGCUGCAUGGGCAUGUCAACAAGGCAUUAUUGCUUUUUAAUAAGAUGCUUGAAGAAUGCGAAUUCCAAGAGCCGAACGACAUUACGUUCUUAGGAGUUCUUUGCAGCUGUAGCCACGGAGGGCUUGUGGAAGAAGGGCGGAUGUACUUCAACAUGAUGAGGAGGGACUAUGGUGUGACUCCUAACAUAAAGCAUUAUGGGUGCAUGGUCGACCUUCUUGGAAAAGCCGGACUUCUGCAAGAAGCAUAUGAGCUUGUAAGGAGCAUGCCGAUGGAGGGGAAUGCGGUGGUGUGGAGGACGUUGUUGGGGGCGUGCCGAGUUCACGGGAACAUUGAACUUGGCCAGCGAGUUCUUGAGCAUCUCAGAGAGUUGGAGCCUGAUCACAGCAGUGACUACGUUCUUCUCUCGCACAUGUAUGCUGGAGCUGGAAGAUGGAAUGAUAUGUUGCAUAUAAGAGAGGUGAUGAGAGGAAGAGGAGUUCAGAAGCCUGAGCCUGGUUUGGGUGUGCUUUCCUGCGCCGAGCAUUAGAAACAGAGUAUAUGACGACAGCGGCUGUUGCUAAAGAAGCUUUGGAGGAUCUAUGAUGGUGGUUAUUUUAAGCUUCACCUAACAUACUCUCGUCAUACCGAUCUGAUUGUAAAGGCACAUAACGAUAGAAGCUGAGAUUACACUAUUACGGACUCAGGGCACACUAUCAGUUCCGCAAGCUCAAGGCUUGCCUGGUGUUCCUACCACCAGCUGGCAAAGUGAUCCUCUGGCUGCGUCAGUGUAUGGCGGCAACGAAUUUGCCGCUGGUGCUCCAUCGGCAAUCCCUAAUGGGCAAAUGCCGGCUUGGGAUCCUACUACCAUGCCGGGGGGAGCCUAUGGAGCGACUACAAGCUCGUACCCUCCUGGCCAAACAUAUGCACCGCCACCUUUUUCCCAGUUUCCAUCCACUGCGGCAGUUUCGCAGCCGAUGCCUCCUUACGGGGCUCCUCCCAAUGCAUGGCCUCCCGCGACAUCCUCGGGUCAGCCUGCUUACUACUCUUCAUGAACUGUUUAACGUCCUUUGUUAUUUUCAACAUCACAAAAGUGCUACAUGAAAGUCUUCUCCAAGGGGGAGUUUAUUAGUAGUAACUUGUGAUUUUCUUGUGUUUACAAUGAUUUGUUUAUUGUUAGUUGAUACACCUAAGCACAAUUCCUCCUCGUUCUCACCCAGUGUGAGACCUCAAGACCAGGUCUUUUAGGACCAAACAAGCCUCGAUCGGAAAUUUAUAGGCUAUAUAUAUAAUGUCUUUUUUCUGAGGGAAACUUAACGAGGCAAAUGUAGUAGUGUAAUACAUGAGCUACCUUACAGUAUGUCGUAACUCGUAAGGAUCAAACAGCUAUCUAAGUGGCAAAAGAAAUCUCCAGAAUGGAGGGGGGUGGUUGCACUGCUCUAACGCAAUUUAGCUGAUACUGGGCAUAAUUGUCAACUGCGAACUGCAGGCGGAUACUCGGCAAAAUUGUCAACUGCGAACUGCAGGAAGAAUAAUCAACUGUACUAACGCUUGGGCGAAAUUUGUGCUUUUUAGGCUUUUGGCCGACAAUCUUAGUUUGUAGCUGUGCGUGUACGUUCGUGUGCUCGCUUUAAUUUCAUUGGGCAUAUAAAUAAACAUUUGAUGGUGAUAUGGCGGUUCGUGUAA
Molecule: messenger RNA, 2821 nt
Organism: Ananas comosus (pineapple)
Lineage: Eukaryota; Viridiplantae; Streptophyta; Magnoliopsida; Poales; Bromeliaceae
Product: pentatricopeptide repeat-containing protein At1g59720, chloroplastic/mitochondrial-like
Exons: 4
Coding region: 198-1685 (495 amino acids)
Biological process (GO): RNA modification
Molecular function (GO): RNA binding; protein binding
Source: RefSeq, a predicted model, not a curated record